AUGCACCCCCUGAAUAUCGCCUAUCUCCAGGCCAAAACCUCCCCAUGCCACGGAGUGGCUCACGUCAGUGCGCCUGCAGCGCCCCUCAUGGUCGAGCAAGGCGAACCCGAGACAGCGGGGACUGUCGGUGGAAAGAAGGCCUGCGGCAGUCUCGGGGGGGAGCAUGCGCGUUGGGCGAGCAACAUCGCAAUGAGUUCGCGGACUCACGGGGACCCACUGGUGCAGAACUUCGGUGCCAUCCACGAAUGCGAACCCCAGUCGUCAGGAGCACAAACUGUCAAGACGCGGAUCCUAGGGCCUACAGAGGAGACUCUUAGACUAAGAUGCGGCUCUGAUGACCGCGCGGUGCUCACACCAGCUAAAGGCAACCGGUUUUUCCCAGACAAGGAUCAUACGCUUGCCGGGGAGAGCCUAAACAAUGUUUGUGACGGAGCUACCUUAGUUCCCUCCGAAGGUAGCACUCAGCCGAAGACGUAUACCCUAAAUGUCGGUCGUCGAGGGAGAAAACCCAGAGAUUUGUACUACAAAUGCACACUUGCCACUGUGUCACCAUGGGCAGUCACCGCUGGAGAAGGUCAUGGCGCUGGUGCACAACAGAACACGACGAUGAAAACAUGCAUCCUGGAAAUAAAAGUGGAGGCAGAGGAACCUCAAGGACCGGAGCCGAAGCCAGCCAAGGGAUAUCAUGCAAAGCCGAAAGCGAGAGGGGGCAGCAGCAUGCAGGAAGCUUCGAACCCCGAUGUCAUCAAGAGAUGUGACCUGGACGAUACAACUACACCAGAGAUUGAUCUGACUCUUCCUCUCGAUGCUCCCAGCGUGAGCUUCAGCUGCGGGAAAAAAGGAAGUGCGGCACUAAAGCCGAAAGCAUCAGAGGCGAAGUUCUGUGCCGAUGCCGCUUGCGUAGAAGGAUUGGCUCUCCGCGGGUGUUCAUUGCGCGGCGCUGGGUAG
Messenger RNA from Besnoitia besnoiti, 948 nucleotides. RefSeq lists its product as uncharacterized. The record is from RefSeq and is a predicted model, not a curated record. The transcript has 3 exons. Bases 1 to 948 code for a protein of 315 amino acids. Lineage: Eukaryota; Apicomplexa; Conoidasida; Eucoccidiorida; Sarcocystidae.